ACCACCAACCUUUUGCUUCCCAGCACACCUUCUCUAACCGCUGCGCCACGACGACCAAAGUCCAAUCUGUGGGCACGUCGAUCAAAUUUCUCUUUUGGGGUCCUGUUCUCGAUAACCACGAUAAACCUUCUGUAGUGUCUUUUCAGGUGUUGGUUGUAUGAAGAUGCUUUACUUGAAUAGAAGAAAAAUCUUUAAAAUCCCACAUUAAAAUACAGUAUUUCACCACUUUCAAAAGCAGUGUCAAACGUAUUUUACUCUAAUAAAACAUGUAAAAGGUGUAUUUUUUAUGAGCUUUUUUAACAACUGAAUAACUGCAGCGCGUGGAGGUCAUUACGUGGUCUCUUUCUGGUGGGUGUCAUAUCGGAUCGGGUCACUGAGCGCACACAGCGUGGGUGGUGUUGCUGUGUUUGUCAGAGUCAGUCGAGGUAUCCGGUAAUCGCUUUGACAAAUACUACACCAAGCAAACAACCAGUGCAAAAAUGUUAUUGUCAACAGUUUUAUGUUUUGUUUAUUUUAUUGUUUUAUUCCAAAAGCAAUCUGUGUUAUGUUGGACACACAAUAGAAUUAUAGUAAUUCAUCUUGUUGCAAAAAGUGCUUCGAUGUGGGGUUUUGGCCUGUUGAGAUGACGCCUCUGGUCUGUCCUGCUAAUGGAUCAUUUAAGUGGGUUUAGGUCCAGCUUUGAUGGAGCAACAAUUUAUUCCGACCGCAGAUUGUAGACUGUAUUUUAAUCAUUGCCAGCGGUAGGUCAGUAUUUGAUAGUCCACGCUCGCGUACGGAUACAAUUUUGUUUCAUUUAGUUUUCAUAGAUAAGAUUACUUUUUGUGCACAACACGAACCUCGUCAUUUGGACACCUGACCAUGGAAAGCGUGGCCUGCAGAUGAGCCUGUGUGAGGAGGCCACACGAGUCAGAACCCUUUACAUCUGCAACAAGUUGUGAACAAGCUGUCAGUGCAACCAGUCACAACCAUCAGACACAAACAUGUUGUGGUUGUAGCAGAGCAAUCCAUAAUUUUGGGGUUAUGCAAAGCUGAAGGAGGAUGGUCUAGUUUAUCUGUCUGCCUGAUAACGGCAACCUUCCCCAAAGAAACAAAUAGGAAUUCAGUGUGAAAACAGUGUCAAAGCCCCGAUUGGUCGGCAUUACUUAACAAAAUAAGAGUCUGUCAGCAACAGUUUUCAGGAGCACCGGUCAUUAUCUCGUGGUAUCAACUUGUUAUCCAGCAUUCCCUUCUGUGGAUGCUAUCCAUCACGACUUUGUAGCCUUUCUUUAAACAGCAGUAUGCGUGCGGUCGUUUUCAUGACCUCAAAGGGGAAAAACACAAUGAUUUGUCAUUUUGUCACAUACGAAAACAGGGUUGUUUUGAUGUAGAUCCACUUUGUGUUCCAAAGUCAAUAUUGACAGCAGACCUGGUGAACCUGGAUCUACGCACGUCACGCAGGGUCAUCUACGCUUUAAAGCUGCUUGGUCAAAAAGUAUUUUAUAUCUGCCGCAAGCGUGUCAAUCAUUAACCCCGCUGGAGGCCAGACGUCCGUAUAAGUACUGCUGGUUGGGAGAAAUACCUUUAGAAAAGAAAAGUAAAGGCCCACCAGACAGAUCAACGAAGAGGAGCACUGAAGAUGCCCGGAUUACAUGAGAAGCUGACUCUCGUCGCAGCGGCGGCAGCCCUGGCUGUCUUGGCCUCGGUGAGGUCGUCCCCGGUGGUGGCGCCGGAGCCCAUCCUCUGUGCCGCCUGCACGCUGGAGAUGCUCAGCAGCUGCCCCGCCGUCCCGGCGGGCUGCGCGCAGGUGAAGCGGGAGCCCGGGUGCGGCUGCUGCAUGGCCUGCGCUCUGGAGCGAGGAGCGCCCUGCGGGGUUCACACGGCCCACUGCGGCGAGGGCCUCCGCUGCAGGCCGAGGCCCGGCGAGGCCCGGCCGCUCCACGCUCUGACCCGGGGACACGGGAUCUGCACCGAAGAGCCGCGCCAAGAGGAAGCGGCCCCCGACCACGGCUCCCUGGACUACCUGCUGGGCCUCAACCUUCCGCUGGACCCCCAAGACACUACUGAGGGCCAAGAGACUUUCAGAACAAAGGUCAACGCCAUCCAUAACAAGCUGGUCCAAGAGGGUCCCUGUCACAUUGAGCUGCACGCGGCGGUGGACAGGAUCUCCAGCUCGCAGCAGAAACUCGGGGAGAAGUUCACGACGUUCUACCUCCCCAACUGCGACAGGCAGGGCUACUACCAGGCCAAGCAGUGUGAGUCAUCUCUGGUGGGACCGCCCGCCCGCUGCUGGUGCGUCUCUCCCUGGAACGGGAAGAAGAUCCCGGGAUCCAGCGACCUGCCGGCCGACUCGGAGUGUCACCAGGAGGUGCGCUUCUAGAGGGAGGCCUCGCUCCUAAGCAGACGUGUUUUAACAAAGGGGGGUGAGGGGGUGAGGAGCGUGAGGGGGGGUAAAUGUACCACCUGAUGAGCCGACUUCAGAGAAAGAAACGCACUCAUUCGCACAAAAUAUGAAAUGCUAUUUCGGAAGAGGGACAUUUCCUCUCAUAUUAUUUACAUGAUGUAUGUAUCGAGCCUUAUUUAUUCUCACCGGCAUUAACCAUUUGUUAUUUUUAGGCGUUUUAUAUGUUUGCCCGUUUUUUCUCUCUCUCUUCCCGAUUGUAAAUAGGGCAACACUGUAUACAUUUGUUUUUCUCACUAAAUGACUCCAUUGCUCCAAACCACAAGUCCACGUCUCUGCCAAGCUCGUUUCAGAGGCUUCGGCAUCACUUUUUUUUUAUUCAUUCAUUCAUUCAUUCAGAACUGGAUCUGCUCACAGCACAGAAUGACACAGCCGCCCAUUCAUCCAACGUGUUGACAUUGUCUGAAUGUAUCUCCAUUGGCGUUUCCUCAAUGGGUAUUGGGGGAAAUACUUAAAGUGCCGCAAGUAUGUGCGGGUGGCCGAGCACAAACACAUCGGGGCUCAUCCCGGCCAACGCAGCUCUGCAUCAGUCUACCUCUCUCUGCAGGUCCCCGGGUUUAGCUCUUCCAAGGCCAAGCCUCUUUUUGUUUUUUCUUUAAUCUAUUCAAGUAUUUAUUAUGUUGCUGUGAGCUCGUGUGCGUUUGACCAUUUUUGGGAAUUGUAAAUGCUGCUAUCCAAUUAUUGGUUUUGUUGAAACAACGUGUGUAUUCUUCUAAUUCUGUGGAUGUGAGUCGCAUUAAAAUGUUAUUUAAUCACUA
Gasterosteus aculeatus aculeatus (three-spined stickleback) is the source of this 3195-nucleotide messenger RNA. Its product is annotated as insulin-like growth factor-binding protein 1. Gene Ontology annotation, biological process: regulation of insulin-like growth factor receptor signaling pathway. Gene Ontology annotation, molecular function: insulin-like growth factor II binding; insulin-like growth factor I binding. The record is from RefSeq and is a predicted model, not a curated record. Lineage: Eukaryota; Metazoa; Chordata; Actinopteri; Perciformes; Gasterosteidae. Gene Ontology annotation, cellular component: extracellular region.